Brienomyrus brachyistius is the source of this 2254-nucleotide messenger RNA. Its product is annotated as paired mesoderm homeobox protein 1. Gene Ontology annotation, biological process: regulation of DNA-templated transcription. NCBI's taxonomy places the organism in Eukaryota, Metazoa, Chordata, Actinopteri, Osteoglossiformes, Mormyridae. Bases 386 to 1111 code for a protein of 241 amino acids. The record is from RefSeq and is a predicted model, not a curated record. The transcript has 4 exons. Gene Ontology annotation, molecular function: DNA-binding transcription factor activity, RNA polymerase II-specific; DNA binding.
GACCUAAUCAUUUCUGCAGCUUAGUCAUUCAAUGUCGUAACGCAGCAGGCGUGGAGAAGAAAAUAACUUCCCGGAAUGUUGUAGGAUUCUGGGACGCUACAAAGCAGGGCGAGCGAUGCCAUAACCAGCCAUUUGGUGGGUUGCUUAAGUGUGGAAAAUCCUUGAAAAUAUAGCAUCUGUUCAAAAGGAAAAAUUUUCGUUUUUGAUCAUUUUAAGAAGCCAAUCGACCCUAAAACCUUAAUCACUGAAGAACGUCAAUUAUCUGGAUCCGUACAGCUUUUAAAAAUUCUUUAUUUCAAAGUCAGACCUGUUGAUGGGGUUGGAGACGUCGUUAGUACUUUUUGUGAAUAGGGAGUAAUUAUCCUACCUGUGUUUUAUUUACGUCAUGACUUCUGGUUAUAUGCAUGUGAUGGACAGAUCUAACCGCCUGGAGAGCCCAAUUACUGCCAAUCUGGAAAAUCUACAAGCCAAAAAGAACUUCUCAGUAAGCCAUCUGUUGGACCUGGAGGAGGCAGGGGAGAUGGUAGGGACACCGAGCGACGAGACCACCGGAGAAGCGGCAAGGAGUAUGCUGGAAUCACCGGGUCUAACCAGCGGCAGCGAUACCACGCAGCAGGAAAAUGAGCAGCUGAACACAGAGGAGAAGAAGAAGCGCAAGCAGAGGCGGAAUCGCACCACUUUCAACAGCAGCCAGCUGCAGGCGCUGGAGCGCGUGUUCGAGAGGACGCACUACCCUGACGCCUUCGUGCGUGAGGACCUGGCGCGCAGGGUGAACCUAACUGAGGCGCGAGUGCAGGUCUGGUUUCAGAACAGACGGGCCAAGUUCCGCAGGAACGAGAGGGCUAUGCUCGCUAGCAAGAAUGCCUCGCUUCUCAAGUCCUACCCGGGGGACGUGACCGCGGUGGAGCAGCCCAUCGUACCCCGGCCUGCCCCCCGACCCAACGACUAUCUAUCCUGGGGCGCUUCCGCUCCCUACAGCGCCAUGGCUACCUAUCCACCAACCUGCGCCAACACUAAUACCGCCCAGGGAAUGAAUAUGGCCAAUAGCAUCGCCAACCUCCGUCUCAAGGCCAAGGAGUACAGCAUGAACCAGGUGCCUACCGUCAACUGAGGGCAAGGAGGCGGCUUCGGGGGCAGGGGAUGCUGGGAAUCGCGGUCCUCCAUGAAUAGAGGCGUCCUGAUUGGUGCACCAGCCCUUCGUCUCAAUCCACACAGGAGCCCCUCCUGCUGCCGACACGCCAUCUUUUUUUUAAUGAAUGUAUUUUUAAUAGCUUUUUUUUGUGUUGCAUCUAUUGUAAAGGAAGGGGGAUGGAAAAAAAACUAAGCGAGACUAUGAAACUUGAAACAUUUCGGAAAUUGUUCCUUGCGAGGAUCUCCGAAACGAUGUGCUUUUGAAGUUCCCCGUGACACCCAUCUGGACGUGGUUAUUAAAGUGAAUUUAAUCUGAUUUUAGGGCAAAAAAAAGACAAAAAAUGUGGAAAAAAAUUGGUCUUACUGCUUCACACUUUUGAGCGCUCAUGAGACUGCUGGGCUGUUUUGUCCAAGGCCCGUCCAUCUAAGGUGACAUCUGGACACCAUGGAUAAGACCCCUGAAGCCUGGUCCCACCAGCAGAUAUCAGUUUAUCAUCGAUGUGCGCUGAACUGGAAUAAGAUCGGACCUGACCAACGAAAACGCUUUUGGAGUUUUCGCGAUGCCGUGCUUUUCCGUGAAUGUAGCUGGGAAAGUGUCCGUGUUUAAUUUUCAUUCUUUUUUUGCGUCAUCUUCCAUUUUAUAUCACUCCCAUGCAAAAGCACGCUAUAUAUUUUGAGUUUUGUUUUCCGUACAGGCAAACCAGUGUAACCCAUUUUGUACAAAAAAGGGAAACUUUUCAGAACCCCAAACAUGGUAUUUCUUUUACUGUGUAUAUACCUUGAUUAUAUCUUUAUGUGUAACAAAAUCCUAUAUAAUAAAAAUGCAGUUGCAGAAAUACAAUGGAAGCAACUUAGAGGCGGAAUGCAUGAUUCUGCAAUUCUGUAAGACUAGUAAACAAUGCGACGUAUCACUUUCUUGUAGCUUGAAUGCUCCCGCCUCACUCUCCGUGUGAAUUCUCAGCAGUUAAUCUCGUUAAAAAUGCGACGUAACUUUCCUGGGCUGUUGCUGGCGACAGCAAUGCAGUAUUGAGGAAAAUCAGACGACUUGAGCUUUUUUUUAUAAUCUCUUCUUAGUACUAUUUCAGUGCAGAAACAGGGUCAUGCAGAAUAAAUAUCUAAGCAA